Aspergillus tanneri is the source of this 426-nucleotide messenger RNA. RefSeq names its product histone H2B family protein (gene HTB1). Gene Ontology annotation, molecular function: structural constituent of chromatin; protein heterodimerization activity; DNA binding. Gene Ontology annotation, cellular component: nucleosome. The record is from RefSeq and is a predicted model, not a curated record. The coding region runs from base 1 to 426 and encodes 141 amino acids. The transcript is spliced from 4 exons. Lineage: Eukaryota; Fungi; Ascomycota; Eurotiomycetes; Eurotiales; Aspergillaceae. Gene Ontology annotation, biological process: nucleosome assembly.
AUGCCUCCCAAAGCAGCUGAGAAGAAGCCUAGCACUGGUGGCAAAGCCCCAGCAGGUGGCAAAGCCCCGGCCGAGAAGAAGGAGGCCGGCAAGAAAACUGCUGCUGCUGCUUCUGGCGAAAAGAAGAAGCGUGGAAAGACUAGGAAGGAGACUUACUCAUCCUAUAUCUACAAAGUUCUCAAACAGGUCCACCCUGACACCGGUAUCUCGACUCGCGCGAUGUCUAUUUUGAACUCCUUCGUCAACGAUAUUUUCGAGCGCGUUGCUACUGAGGCCUCGAAGCUCGCUGCAUACAACAAGAAAUCCACCAUCUCGUCAAGGGAGAUCCAGACUUCUGUCAGGCUCAUUCUGCCCGGUGAAUUGGCCAAGCAUGCCGUUUCGGAAGGCACUAAGGCUGUGACGAAGUACUCCUCUUCUGCCAAAUAG